Cornus florida is the source of this 4789-nucleotide messenger RNA. RefSeq names its product helicase-like transcription factor CHR28. Bases 406 to 4446 code for a protein of 1346 amino acids. Gene Ontology annotation, molecular function: metal ion binding; ATP-dependent chromatin remodeler activity; ATP binding. The transcript has 12 exons. The record is from RefSeq and is a predicted model, not a curated record. NCBI's taxonomy places the organism in Eukaryota, Viridiplantae, Streptophyta, Magnoliopsida, Cornales, Cornaceae.
AAUAGAAAUAGUCGUCGAUUCACGCACUCUUUUUUUAACCUACGCCACCACAUUCUUCACGACUUUGUCUCUCCCUUACGCCCAAACCCUUUCUCUCUCUGAAUUCUUCAAUUCCCAGAUAAAGGAACAAAAGUCGCAUCAUAGAAACUGCUAGGAACCUUCUCGCUAAUUAACACCCUCGGCAACGACGACUAAAACGACUCUCUCUCUCUCUCUCUCUCUCUCUAUACAGCUAUAAUAGUUCUCUCUAUAUACAUAUGAUUAAUCGAUCCCUCUUCAUGAUUUCGUUGAUAAUGAGAUUUGAUUUGCCCCAGUGUUUGGUUUCUGGAAUUCAAGUUUCGGAACUCUGACUUGGGAUUUCGAGGUAUUGAAGAAAAUUAGGGUUUUUAUUUUUUUUCGAUUGCGAUGCUGAUGGCAGACGAUAGUUCGAAUAUUUGGUCCGUUGACGAUUUAUCGGCAGUUGACGAUUUAUCAGACGAUAUUGAUCUAUCCAUGGACAUUCAGUCGUUUCUUGACAUUCUUGAAGAGAGUCCCGAUCGCUCGCAGAGUAGUCCAGAAGGUUUGUCAUUAGAGAAUGUACAGCAAGGAUUGCCGGAUUUGGAAUCGGCACCUUCUUUUGUGGCUGAGAUUCCGGGAUCUGUUACAUUCUCCCCUUCGUACAACUCGGAAGCUUCAGAUUCUAGAGCUGGGGGUUCGGAUGGUUCAUUUGAGCCCAUUGGGAAUUCUGUCUUGGAAUUUGACUAUGGGAAGCUGAUACCUUCAGAAGAGAUUGGCUCUCCAAUGCAUAGCUACUCUCCGAGUCUUGAGAACUGGAUGGGUUUUGGUCACAGUACUCCUUCUUCGGAGAGGGAUGGAGCUUCUCAGAAUGCUUCGUCUUAUAGCAGAUGUGGUGGUAAAGAAAUUAAAAUCGAAAUACACAAUUGUAGUACUUCAUAUAAUUUUGCUUCUAGAGAUGCUAAUCACGUUUCAGAUGUCAGAGAGACUUCCAAUCUUAAUCACCACAAUGGGGAAACUGAAUCCAAGUUCAGGCAUUUGCAAGGGGAUACUCAUUCUAAAUAUGUGUCUCAAGACCCAUUGAUAGAGAACUCAUAUAUUAAUUAUGGGCAGUUUUGUCAUACAAGUGAAAAUAGCUUGAAAGCCUCUGGAGCACCAGAUAUUGUGGAGCCUUCCACCAUGGAUGUGGACACUUCCUUGCAUAAUGCAUAUUAUACUCCUUCCAAUAAUUGUGAAAUUCCUGACAGCAUAUACGAAAUUGGUGACCAUUAUUCAGAUUUUCAGUAUUGUAGAGGUGAAGCAUUUUUUGCUGGUCCCUCAAGGCAAUAUCGGCCUGAUAGUUUCAGUUUUCAACUUCUAUCAAAUGAUGAUGAUGAAAUGAUGAUCCAUUUAAAGGAUGAAGUAGGGGAGCUUUCAACGCAAAAUGCAUGCUCGAAUGGUAUGAUGAUUUUAGGGACUCAGGUGGAAAGAGAAGGUGAAACAGUUGCAGAAGCACCUGGGAUAGACAUGUCGAGUGUAAAGCAAGUAGUUAAUGUGAAGGAUGAAAGAAGUGAUGAGGUGGUUGCACCUCAAAACUGGGUGCGCCAAUCUGGAUUAUCUGGUGAUGGUUUUUCUGCUGACAAAGGCUUAAGGCAGUCAUUGCCUGGUUUUCUGCAUUCCUUUUCAACUAACAAGCAUGCAUCUCAUGUGAAGGAUGAAAAAGAAGGCAUAUCCCUUGCUGCAUCUGAGAGAACUCACCAAUCUCUUGAUACCAUUAAUGGAACUGAAGGAAGAAACUCCACUCCGGUUUCAAUUGGAAAGCAGUUGGGUUGCACAACGGAACAAAGAGAGAGUAAACCUACUCAACUCAAGAGUAUGGAAUCUCAUUUAUCAAAAGGCAGCUACCGAGCAAUUCAGAGUAGCGUCUCAUAUUCUUCUAAUGACAAUGACUCUGAUAUUUGUAUUCUUGAAGAUAUUAGUGAACCUGCACCUUCAAACAUAUCAUAUGGUAAUGGGAAGUCCCUUGUUACAUCGCAGCGUUCUAACUAUAGUAACCCUCUUCAUCACGUGGGAGUUGGAGGUGUGAGGCUUAAGACAAACGAUGAACGAUUAAUUUUUCGAGUUGCACUGCAGGAUCUUUCUCAGCCAAAAUCUGAAGCUAGUCCACCAGAUGGUCUUUUGGCAGUUCCUCUUCUGAGACACCAGCGAAUUGCUUUAUCAUGGAUGGUACAGAAGGAGACAGCCAGUUUCCACUGCUCUGGAGGAAUUCUUGCAGAUGACCAGGGACUGGGGAAAACAAUAUCAACAAUUGCACUUAUACUUAAGGAAAGGUCUCCAUCAUCUAGACUUUGUCCUUCCGAUAUGAAACAAAAUGGAAUUGAGACGUUAAACUUGGACGAGGAUGAUGAUAGUGCGUCUGAGCUUGAUAAAUCGAAGCAGGAUACCAAAUCUUGUCAAGUUAUGUCAAAUGGAAGUUUAAUGAAUUGUAAGAACACUCCUGCACAAGCCAAGGGAAGGCUAGCUGCCGGAACUCUUGUUGUCUGUCCUACAAGUGUCCUUCGGCAAUGGGCUGAGGAGUUGCAUAGUAAAGUAAACAGCAAAGCUAAUCUCUCUGUUUUAAUAUACCACGGAAGUAAUCGAACAAAGGAUCCUUCUGAGUUGACGAAGUAUGAUGUUGUCCUUACAACAUAUUCAAUUGUAAGCAUGGAGGUCCCAAAGCAGCCCCUUGUUGAUAAGGAUGACGAUGAAACAAGAAAUCUUGAAAUCCAUGCUGUUCCGUCUAUGGGAUUUUCAUCCAGUAAGAAAAGGAAAUAUCCUCCUAGUUCUGAUAAGAGAUAUAAGAAGGGUAAAGACGGUGGAUUGCUUGAAUCUGUUGCUCGCCCUCUUGCAAGGGUUGGAUGGUUUAGAGUUGUUUUGGAUGAGGCCCAGAGCAUUAAAAAUUACAGAACUCAAGUAGCCAGGGCUUGUUGGGGUCUUCGUGCUAAACGUAGGUGGUGCUUGUCAGGGACGCCCAUCCAGAAUGCAGUUGAUGAUCUUUAUAGCUACUUCAGAUUUCUGAGAUAUGAUCCAUAUGCUGUAUAUAAAUCAUUUUGUUCCACAAUAAAGGUCCCAAUUAAUAGGAAUCCAGCAAAUGGGUACAGAAAGCUACAAGCUGUCUUGAAGACAAUAAUGCUUCGUCGCACUAAAGGCACACUUCUUGAUGGGGAACCAAUCGUUACUUUACCGCCAAAAUCAGUAGAACUGAAAAAAGUGGAUUUUACUAAGGAAGAGCGGGAUUUCUACUGCAGACUAGAGGAUGAUUCGCGUGCUCAAUUUGCAGAAUAUGCAGCUGCUGGAACUGUCAAACAAAAUUAUGUUAAUAUCUUAUUGAUGCUUCUGCGCCUUCGGCAAGCUUGUGAUCACCCUCUUCUUGUUAAGGGAUAUGAUUCUAGUUCUGCGUGGAAAUCGUCCCUGAAGAUGGCAAGAAAACUUCCUCGGGAGAAACUAGUUUGUCUUCUGAAUUGUUUGGAAGCUUCUUUGGCAAUUUGCGGGAUAUGCAAUGAUCCGCCUGAAGAUGGUGUUGUUACGAGCUGUGGGCACGUUUUUUGCAAUCAAUGCAUUUGUGAACAUCUUACAGGUGAUGACAGCCAGUGUCCAGCCCCAAAUUGUAGAGCUCAAAUCAGUGCAUCUUCAGUGUUCUCUAGGACCACAUUAAGAAGUUCUCUGUCUGACCAGUCUGAUCCGGAUACUAUCCCUGAUCAUUCUAGUUCUGAAUCCACUAAGAGACAUGAGCCUUGUUCUGCAAGUUGCGCAUUUGAUUCCUCCAAAAUCAAAGCUGCUCUUGAGGUCCUUCAAUCAUUGUCUAAACCACGGGAUUGUAAAAAUUCCUUGAAAUCUAUGGAUGAGAGUGCUAGUUGCUCAGAGAACUCAUCCAAUCUUCAUGUAGAGUCAUCAUUUAGGAAGACACCUGAUAACGAAACUCCUAUUUUGGAUAAUGAUUUGAAGGAUUCAAUUAAAGUAGCGGGUGAGAAAGCAAUUGUCUUCUCCCAGUGGACAAGGAUGUUGGAUUUGCUUGAAGCUUGUCUUAAAAGUUCUUCCAUCCAGUACAGGAGACUUGAUGGAACCAUGUCUGUCAUGGCCAGAGAUAAAGCUGUGAAAGAUUUCAACACUCUCCCAGAGGUGUCAGUUAUGAUUAUGUCUUUGAAAGCUGCGAGUCUUGGACUAAACAUGGUUGCAGCGUGUCAUGUUCUUCUUCUGGACCUUUGGUGGAACCCUACUACUGAAGAUCAAGCAAUUGACAGGGCACAUCGGAUUGGGCAGACGCGUCCUGUUACAGUUUUGCGUUUGACUGUGAAAGAUACGGUUGAAGACCGCAUCUUAGCUCUUCAGCAAAAGAAGAGAGAGAUGGUUGCAUCUGCAUUUGGAGAGGAUGAGACAGGUAGUCGUCAAACUCGCCUUACUACGGAGGACUUGAAAUACCUGUUCAUGGUUUAAUUAGGAGGGGUGUCUGCUUAGUAUAUAGAUUCUGUUCUAGCUGCAGCAUUGUUACCUCCAUAGUUGAAGCUAUUCUAACAAUAGAUCUUUAGGAUUAACAGGAAAAGAGGCCUCAUUUUACAGAAGAUCUUGUGAAUUGUCUUAAAAAAAAUUCACAUGAUCUAUUCUUUUAACGAUUGGAUAUUCUUGCUUUCUCGUUGUAUAGGAUGUAGAUUUCAAUAGCUUACACCAAUUAAAGAUAGGGAGUUAGUUGAGAUUCUUUCAAGUAUAGUUUAAACAGUAGUUUUUUUUUCUUAUGAAUGAUAGUUUGAUUGGUAAAUUUGAUCAUCUUUUUCCCCGGCUA